This is a messenger RNA of Paramecium tetraurelia, 2772 nucleotides long. RefSeq lists its product as uncharacterized. NCBI's taxonomy places the organism in Eukaryota, Ciliophora, Oligohymenophorea, Peniculida, Parameciidae. The transcript has 8 exons. The record is from RefSeq and is a predicted model, not a curated record.
AUGCAAGGAAAGCAUAACUUUAUAUUUUCUUUGGAUGGAGAGCAAAAAUCAUUCUUUGUUUCAAAUUUAGAUGUUGCAUCCUUUUGUCGUUUGAUUCGAUCUGCCUUUUAGGUUGACAAGACCAUAACAGCAUUACAAGAUGCGUAAGGAAAUAUUUGUGAUUUGCAAUAUUUCUGCCACAAUCUGCAUGUUCAUAAGGAUAAAUUCUAUGUCAUACUGACAGAAUAAAGAAAAUCUGAAAGGAAUAGUAGGAAGUCGCAUAAAAGUAAAAAUUCGAGAGUGCAAACAACCGAAGAACCCUCUUAUUUAGUUGAUUUCGGAGAAUUCUUAUAAGAAAUCCAGCAAAUUAGAUUUAGUCCUCAACAUCCAGUUUUAACUAUUGUGUUGGUGUUUGACAAUGAAUAUUAGGCUGGAAUCUUUGGCCAACCCAUAGUAAUGAGAAUCUAUAAAACAUUUGCAUUUCUCUAAGCCUAUUACACGAUAAUACAGGAAGAUGAAUCAGACUCAUUGUUAUUAACGGUUUUUGAAAAUUAAAAUCUUAAACACGAAAUGGAAAUGAAAAUUAAUCAUUCAAUUGCUGAAGAUGUGUGUUAUUAGAUUGAACAAUUGUUAUGUGAAGAAGAAGAGCCAGAACCUAUAUUGUAGGGUAGUUUUGCUACUCCCAAUAGCAAUGCAAAUAAUAAUAUCCCCUUGAUUGUAACUAGGGGAAAUGAGAAAUAGAUUUUAUAGGUCGAGGCAAAUGACAACUUUCAUUCUAGUUAAGGCAAAAGAACUCAUGGUGUAAUGAGGGUCAAAAAGGCUGUUGAAAAAUUUAGAAAUCGAUUCGAAUCCAGAGAAUAUGAAUACCUCUUAGGAUUGAUUAUCGGUUAAGAUCAAUCCGUCUUUGCUGCGUAUCAACUGUAUUAAAAAUAGCAGGAUGAUGAAAACUUCAUUAAAAAUCUGAAAUUACUGUUGCCUCAAGAGGACAACAACAAUCUUUCAUUUUAAAACAACCUCAAAUUCAUAACCAGUCCCAGUAGGAGUGAUCUACAUUAAUCAGUAAAUUUUCCUUAUGAUUGUAAUCCAACUCCUGGUUUGAGAUCGUCUGUAACGAUAAUAGAUUAAUUACUUAAUUCAGGUGAUUUAGAUUCAAUUGAGACUGGAAUGUUGAGAGAAUUGAAAAUGGACAGUGAUUUAGAUGAUUUGGUCAAAAGUCUCAUGGAUUACCCUCAAGAUAUUCUACUCUAAAUAAUAAGACAGUAUUUGCAGAGUCAAUUUCAGUAAGAAAUUACUAAGAAUUUUAAUUCUCAUUAAGUAGAGUAUUUUCUUUAAGAAAAUGCCAAUAAAUAAACUCCUAUUUAUGAAGGAUUUCAAAGAUUUGGAUAAAAUGGUUAAUUAUAAGAUCUUUUUUCAUUACUCAAAGAGAAUGUAGGGCAAUUAGAAUAAUAAUUGAGGGAAGAAAAUAGUUAUUCCUAUUAUUUGAUGCAUAAACGGCGAAAGGAUAGUCAUGACGAACAUUUUCAUUUCCAUUUGAAUUUACCAUAAAUCAAUUAAUAGGAAGAACGGAAAUUGAGUGUCGAUUCGAUAUUAUUGGAGAGUAAGAAAGAAAUAAACUUUAUUGAUAAAUAUCAUGUUAAAGUAUUACAAAAAUACAGCAAUGAAGAUUACGAAAAACUUUUUAUGACUGUUUAUGAUCAAUGUAGCAAAUUCUGUGAUGAACAUGAAAAAGCUAAAUUACAUGGAUACUAUACAGCUUAAAACCAAAGGUUACUUGAAAUAUUAGAUAAAUAUGGAUAAAGAUAUGAUAUAGAUUGCAUUAAAUCAGAUAUCAAUGAUUUAUUGACUUUACAGAAUAAAAAAAUUGAUGAUAUUCCUUCCCCUACUCAUGGAGCUGUCAUCGAACCUAAAAUGCAUAAAUAUUAAAAUUUCAAAUUUAUAAUAAAUUUUUUAUACGAAAUUGAUAAAGUCAUCACUUUAAGGUAAGCAAAGGCAUUUUAUUAUUUAUAUUCAAUUGAAGAUAUGUCUGUUAUGGCUGCUUAUGAAGUAUAUUGUGAAACAAAAGAACAAGACGAGUUUUUAAAUACUCUAAAUCUCAUAUUUAAGGUUUAUUCAUCCUCUUCUAGAUUUGACUUUAAUGAAAUCGAGCAAUAUGAUAGUUUGAUUGAACAAUAAUUAAAUAUUCUGUUUGCUUACAGAAGAUGUUUGAAUUAGGAACAAAGAUUGGCAUUGGAAUAAAACAUGAUAUCAUGUGAUAAUACUCUAUUAAAACUCUUUAGGGAUUUCCUUAGAUAGAGAGAUUAGAGGAUAUUCAUUUAGAAGUUAUCAGAUUUUGCAAAUAGUCAAAUUGAAAAGCAAAAAGACAAUUAAUCAAUGGAUCCUUACAUGAAAAAGAUCGAUUAAAACAAUCAGCAUAAGGAUUUGAUAAAGGAUAUCUGCGCAAAAUUCUUAAAGACCAAAGUCAAACAAAUAGAUCUAUUGAUGGAUGCAAUUGACAAGGAUAACAUUAUGAUAAAGUCUUCAUUGGAAGUCUAUGAUUAUAAUUUAGAUAAGUAGGAUUUAGUAGAAAAUAUCUAGCUCAUAUAUAAUUAUAUUUUGAAAUCUAAUGUGAAAAGCAUUUUGAAAGCAAAUCUAAUUGAAUUGGGAAGAUCAAAAACUGAUUUGACCUACUUAUUAAGAAAUAUUAAUCAAGACGAACCCAUCCUUAAAGGGGCGUUUGAAUUGUAUUUUUAAACGAAGGAUGAAGCAGAACUAAAGGAUACUAUCAGUCGAAUACUCAAAUUUAGCAAUAUUUGA